Molecule: messenger RNA, 5116 nt
Organism: Xenopus laevis (African clawed frog)
Lineage: Eukaryota; Metazoa; Chordata; Amphibia; Anura; Pipidae
Gene: farp2.L
Product: FERM, ARH/RhoGEF and pleckstrin domain protein 2 L homeolog
Exons: 29
Coding region: 823-4764 (1313 amino acids)
Source: RefSeq, a predicted model, not a curated record
CCAAAAGUUAACUCAAAGGUGAACAACCCUUUUAAGCCGGCUGCAAACAAUGCAUGCAGUAUUCUUUAAUUUAGUGGCAAAGGUAAUCCUGACAGACAUAUACUCUAUGUGAAUGGUACAACAUGGCGCUUUAUUGAAACAGAACAAUUUUAUGAUCGCAGUGGGUGACAUUCCUGCAGGGAUUAAUCACUGAAGGAAGUUACAGAGUUUGUGAAUAAUCACACUAUAGACAAUAGUCAGGACCACAAGUGCUUACUUGGCUGCUUCUCCUUAUCGAAUUUGCACAGGGUCUGUAAGAUCCAUUCAACAGCAUGAGACUCUUGCUUUGUGAGUCACAAAUGAACCUGGAGGCGUCUCAUGGCCCUUCUUAGCAUGCUUCUUUUACCAGGAGUCCCCCGAUGUUCUAGGAUAAGGAUAUAGCAGUGGCUUUUGGAAAAGUGGCAGUGAUUUCUGUUCUCUUUAGAGAGGGAAAUGCAAUGCUGUUGAAUUUUGAUCAUGUUUUAUUUCCUGUAAUUUGCAGAGAGGCAGCAAGGGUCUUCCUCCCAAACUGUGGGACUGGGCUCCUAAGGGGGCUCAACGUAACAGAUGAGGGCUCCAGCCUGGAUACCUUAAAACCUUAGGACGGUGACUAGUAAAAGCAGUCUUUUUAAUACUUGUAGAGUUAAAAUAGAACAAACGUGGCUCCUGUAGCAAAUUUUAAUUGCAAAGAGAGGCGAUUUCGUGAGAUUUCGACACUUCUGUCUGAUAGAAAACUGUCUGACCUAAUACCUAUGUCCACCUACCACUAUUCCUAAUAGUAUUGAAUGGAAAAAACCCAGACAAAUGAUGGUGACGGAGGACCUCCACUGUAGCAACACUCAAGUGAAAUGUAAUGUAAAUGGAAUGACCACAAUGGGAGAGAUUGAAGGUACUUACCGUAUACUACAGAUGCCGGGCACUCGUUUGGGCAUGCAGAAGAAUGUUGGAAUUAGCACCUUGGAACCUGGACAGAACCUAAGUACAGCUAUAACCACAAGCCCAAAGUCACAAAACCAUGACUCUUACUCCAAUGUGUUGCUGCUGGACGGUAGCACCCUUCCUUUGGAAAUAGGGCCCAAGACCACAGGACAAGCCCUGCUGAGACAGCUGUUCACUCAUCUGAAUGUGGUGGAGACAGACUACUUUGGCAUUGAGUUUGAGUCUACGCAGUCACAGUGGGUCUGGUUGGAACCUCUGAAAUCUGUUAACAAGCAGCUGCGCAAACCAAAAAAUUCUAAACUGCGCCUGGCUGUGAAGUUUUUCCCUCCAGAUCCUGGUCAACUGCAAGAGGAAUAUACAAGGUACCUGUUUGCUCUGCAGAUCAAGAGGGAUCUUGAGGAGGAGAAACUGGUCUGCUUGGACAAUACAACAUCGCUGCUGAUUUCCCUGCUCCUGCAGUCGGAGAUCGGGGAUUAUGAUCAGAAAGUAGAUCAAGAGCAUUUGCAGGAUAUUUACUAUGUGCAGCGCCAGCACAGCCUAGAAGAUCGGAUAAUGCAGUACCAUCAGCAGCACAUUGGCAUGUCUCCUGGAGAUGCAGACUUUCAAAUCCUUGAGAUUGCUAGGAGGCUGGAUCUGUAUGGGACCCGUUUUCAUCUGGCUUCUGACCGAGAAGGUGCCAAAAUUAACCUGUCUGUGUCACACAUGGGUGUGCUGGUUUUCCAGGGCAAUACAAAGAUAAACACUUUCAACUGGUCAAAGAUUCGAAAACUGAGCUUCAAAAGGAGACGCUUCCUAAUAAAGCUGCACCCAGAGGUUCAUGGUCCAUAUCAAGAUGCUCUUGAGUUUCUGCUGCCGAGUCGGGACACAUGCAAGAGAUUCUGGAAGAUUUGUGUGGAGUAUCACAGCUUCUUCCGCCUUCAAGAUCAGCCCAAACCGAAAUCCAGACCAGUCCUGUUAAGCCGGGGUUCCUCUUUCCGAUAUAGCGGCCGAACACAGAAGCAGCUGAUUGAUUAUAUGCGAGACACGGGUGUAAAGAGACCAUCAUAUGAGAGGAGACACAGCAAAGCCAGAGUUUCCCCUUGCACUGCGACCCCUGACCCUCCAAAGCAGAUCCUCACUUUCACUGAGAGUUUGAAGACGCCUCUGUCAUCUUUCCCAACCAACCAGCCCCUUCAUUCAUUUUCCAGCAUAACUGUGCCAUCACCUCAGAAGAACAUGCCCAGAAAUGAUGAUGUUGUGUUAUCUCGAACGCAGGAAGAACCUGUCAGGAAAGCUGCAGAGGAUUCCAUACUACCAGUGCACUCACCAUUACCAGGUCUUAGCCCCCACCCUAUCCCUUCCUUGAGUAGCGAGCAGGAUUCAGAAGGAAUCAGAGAUACAGAUAAUGACCCUCAGAAUGAGAAUGUUAGGUUAUGGGUGUCAGGAGUCUCUGAUCCUUUCCUCCCAACAGAAGAAUACAUAGAUGAUGAUCCAGCUGACAUAUCCUUUGGUGGAGGGGCAGAGCUGUAUGAUUAUGGUGGGGAUAUGUUACCAUCUAUUGAUGAGGACCAUUCACCACAAGAGUAUUACCUUAAGGAGGAAGAUGAAAGUGACUUCAAUGGCAACUCAAGGCUCACAGAUGCUAGUGAGUUAUUUCAAGUGAAAGCUCAGGCUAGUUUGAUGCAAAGUCUGUUGAGCCCUUCAGAGAGCAGCUCCCUUCUUCAACAUCGUUCAGAGAGCAGCUCAUUGCUCCACCAUCGCUCUGAAAGCAGCUCUCUUUCCAAUCUCAAUGGGAUGCCUCCUUUCUCCCGCUCUGCCAACCACUCCACUGCUAGUUCCAUGAUCAACUUCCCAGCCUGCUCUGUAAGAUCUGAAUCUAGCUCUGCAUUCCAGUUUGGUGACAUCUUGGACCAGCUGGAGCAGCUGAGUUACCCCCCAACAACAACGGAGGACUCCAGCAGCUCCAACGAAGACUCGUGGGACUCUGAUGGGGAGCCACCCCUUGACAUAAACUUAUUCUUCAGCAAUCCUCUGAUAAAUUAUCAUGCCAAUUUAAACCAGCUUGGGGUGCCAGAUAAGAAGGGAGAAACCGAUCCCAUGGGGAAUGAGCAAGAACAUAUGUUUCUUUAUCUGAAUACUCCAGGAAUCCAUCAUUGUUGGUUAAUAAACAUUUUCAUGGGGAACAGACAUCUGAGGAUGCACCUCUACAUAUGCGGCCGUCGCUUAUCACCUGUCACUCUGAGGUUGCCUGAUUCCAAUAUGCCAAUUGGUAGCUCACCUCUGUUGAGCCCAGCUCUUAGUGACACUGGUAGUACCAGAACUUAUGAUGCAGAAUACUGUACCGAGAGAAAGCCAAUGGAUGAAGCAUAUUACAUUACCAAGGAAAUUUUAAGCACCGAGACAUCUCAUCUAAAGGACAUAGAGGUUAUUAGUGUGUGGCUGCACAAAGUUCUCAGUAAAGGCGGUCUUCUUCUGGGGCCAGUUGAGCAGCUGAUGAAACCUCUGUUUUCAAACAUGGCACCCAUGCAGCAGUUUCACAAGGACUUUCUGCAGCAGCUUGAGGAUGUUGUUCUUCUCUGGGAGGGGAGAUUUGUACAUGCCAAGGAUACCCAGAUCAUUGGGGACCUUGUGCUAAGGAAUAUGACAGCUCUACGGGCUCUGCUGCCUCACCUACACAAGUUGGAAGAUGUGUUCCUGGAACUGCAGAGAAAAUCCCCAGGGCAGCAGGAGGUGGACGUUUUUCUGCAGGAGUUUGAGCAGCAGAGGGUCUGUUACUUACCCCUCAGCUGUCUCCUGCUAAAACCCUUGCAGCGCCCACUGCAGUAUGAGAAAUUGCUAGAGAGACUUUGCCGCCAUUACCCUCCUUCGCACCAUGACUACAACAACUGCCAGCGGGCAUUGGUUGAGGCCAGUGCAGUUAGUUCCAGACUACGCCACCGCCUGUUACACCUACAGAAUCUGCAGAGACUGGAUCAGUUGCAGAGGGAUCUGCUGGGAGGAGACCACUUGUCAUCUCCAGGGCGGGAGUUUAUCCGUGAGGGCUGUCUGUACAAACUGACCAAGAGUGGCCUGCAGCAGCGCAUGUUCUACCUGUUUUCAGAUAUGCUGCUGUACACUCGAAAGGGCCUGAGCUGUACCAAUCAAUUCCGGGUGCAUGGACGCCUUCCAUUGCAUGGCAUGCUGCUGAUGGUCUUGGAUCCCCCUGCUGAGGAUAGCUACAGUUCUGUCCCUCACUGCUUCACUAUCUACUCAGCACAGACAACUAUAGGAGUGGCAGCCAGUUCACAGCAGGAUAUGAGGCGCUGGUUGGAUGAUCUGAACGCUGCAAUAAGCCGUGCCCCCAGAUACAGUGAACUCUCUGCCCAAUCCCUUCAGCAGCCAGUUAUCAUAUCCUCUGGAGAAAGCCAUCAUCCUAACACACUGAGCCACGUUUGCUGGUAUCGGAACCAGAGUGUCUCCCUCGCUGAUCACCUUACUAUGAUGGAGAACCAGCUCUCCGGCUAUCUUCUUCGCAAAUUUAAGAACAGCAAUGGGUGGCAGCGCCUGUGGGUGGUCUUUACCAACUUUUGCCUUUUCUUCUACAAAACUCAUCAGGAGGAUGCACCUCUCGCCUCUCUGCCUCUCCUGGGAUACACCGUGAGCGUCCCAUCCACCUCAGAUCCUGUCAGCUGCCAGAACGUAUUCAAACUCCACUUCAAAUCACACGUGUACUUCUUCAGAACAGACAGCGAGUAUACGUGGAGAAGGUGGAUGGAGGUGAUUAGACGCGGGGUCAGUUCUCCGGGGAAGAUAGGAUAUUUGACUGAGGACGGGAGCUGUGCGGUGUAGCCAAUAACACGUCUAUGUUGUUUUCUUUCUAGUGCUGCUCCGUGUUCAUGUGAAUGUACAGAAACCACUGGGCUGAACACAAGAAGUUAAACUAAGUGUUAGAGCUGAACUACAUGCAGAUUGGGUAGGAUGCUGUCAGACUGACAGAUUGCACACUACAAGUUGGAAGUAGUUGCACUGCUCAAAACAAAUUAUAGGAAAAGCAUAUUGGAAGGAACUCUGCAUCCAACAUAAUCUGAGUGUCAGAGAGACUUUUCCUUCUCAUUGAAAUACACUGACUGUGUGUUUUGUUAAAGGAAUAGUAACACCAAUUGUUUUAGUGCUUAAAGGGGAAAGUCUAAAAUAAAAUAUC